Molecule: messenger RNA, 936 nt
Organism: Clonostachys solani
Lineage: Eukaryota; Fungi; Ascomycota; Sordariomycetes; Hypocreales; Bionectriaceae
Source: the annotation of a GenBank genome assembly
AUGGGCUACCACGGGAACAAGCUGUCCGCCAUCGGCCUUGCCUUCACCAGUCUCGCGCUCUUCAUUGCGCUCAUCAAUGGCGCCGUUUCAGUCAUUAAGCUGGGCAAUUUGGGCCCUCAAGGCCACACCAGUGCCCGGUGGAUCCGUGCAUCUGCUUUUCUGGUCAUCAUAUAUCUAACCCUCUCUCUUGCAGUGGAGACCUAUUUACUUGUCACUCCCCCAUGGGACAAGCAUCCGGGAACCAACAAAACCGCUUCCGAGCUUCCGGAGGUCACAGAACUCCUGGUCAAUCUGGCGCAAGCAGCCAUUCUCAUGACCCAGUUCAAACUAACAUUCGAUCUCUAUUCUACCGGAAGCAGGGCCACGAAGCUCACGGCUGUCAUUCUUUUCAUCAUCUCUCAAUUACUAAAUCUUACACGCUUUAUUGCAUUUCAUGUCGCCCUGUACGAUAGUAAUGAUUACGACCUAUCUGAAUCUAUCCCGGGGUAUGUCUAUGCGGUCUAUGUCCCGGCCCUGAUAAUGGAGGUCGUGCUGUUCUCAACAUCCGCAAUGUCCGUCGUCGUCAUUGUGAGAUAUUGGAUAGACUUUGGCGCAACACCUAAUGAGACGGCACCCGGGUUGCUCUUUGCCGCCAGUGCAUUCUCCCUCCUGCGUCAUACCUGGAAGGUAAUCACCAGUGGCAUCUCACAAAUUACCUCAAUGAAGGGCAUACCCGGGCCAUCGGUUUUCCCAAUGUGGUUCUUUUUAAUUGAGAGGGUGCUUACACAUUGGGAUAAUGUCAUCGUCACCACUCUUCUCUUCUGCUCUGCGCUCUCGGGGCUGCGAAAGCUGAAUUCCGGACGAGCAUCGCCAGUGAGUGACGUGGAUGGGCCUAUCGAGCUUAUCAACACCGCGGAGGCUUCACACCGCGUUGAGCAGAACCAUGUUUGGCGGUAG